Messenger RNA from Nelumbo nucifera (sacred lotus), 2373 nucleotides. RefSeq names its product sulfite exporter TauE/SafE family protein 3-like. The record is from RefSeq and is a predicted model, not a curated record. Gene Ontology annotation, cellular component: Cul4A-RING E3 ubiquitin ligase complex; membrane. NCBI's taxonomy places the organism in Eukaryota, Viridiplantae, Streptophyta, Magnoliopsida, Proteales, Nelumbonaceae. Gene Ontology annotation, biological process: protein ubiquitination.
GCUCACCCUGCAAUCUCCAAAUUCGGAGAGGCUGCAUUUCGGAUCGUGCGGCAACUGGUUUGAUAUUCUAAUUUAUUUCUUUCUUCCCCCGAAGAAGAGGAUCUAGCGGAGAUAACUUCCGUUUUUCCUCCUUUUUCUCAUUUUUGUUCCUCAACCGUUAAUGUGUUCUAAACCAUCUUCCCGUCCCGGCACUGACUACCGGUUCCGAUGUUACAGAAGCUGGCAAGCACCAAACCUCAUCUAAUCGCUUGAGUCCAUAGAAUCCGGUCGGAGAAACGGAAAAAGAAAGAAGAAGGCUUCUGGGUUCUGGCGGGGUUUCGAUAUCUGGUCGAGGAUCUUGUCUCAUCUUGAUCUUGAAUACGGGAUUCCAGCGAAAUCCCGUUUUGGGUCGGGACGUAGUCGGUCUAAUCUCGCCGUGGAGAGAGGAGUGCUCUUACAGAGUCCGUGAAGCGAAGCGUCUGAAAGUUUAAAAAAUUGAACAGAAAGUUUGACUUUUUUUUUGUUUAAAUCUUCGACUCUCUUUUUUUUUUUUUGGCUUCCGCGUUUGGCAAUUUGCUCUACUUAAGAACUUUGAUUCGGUUUGGUGGGGUAGUUGGAGUUGAAGAAAAGAUAUAGCAGGGAGCUAAUUUGUGCACUGGAAUUGAGUUAUUCUUUCUGCUUUCUGAUUUGAACGAAAAGAAGUCAAGGAAAUUCAAGCAUUUUGGUGUGAUCACGAUGGCUGGAACUGGAGCAAGAUGGCAGGCUCCUCUGAGAAUGGCAACCAUGAUAUCGCUCGGCUUUCUUCUAGCUUCUGUGUUCGUCUCGGCUGAACGGAGUUUGAAAGACGAGGCUUCAAGAAGCAAUGACACUGAAGUUAGUCUAUCGAAUUAUCUACACAAAGUUGCAAAUUUCUUGUGGCAAUCGGAUGUGUCAGGUUACCAGCAUGUUUGGCCUGAUAUGAAGUUCGGCUGGCAAAUUGUCUUGGGUACGAUUAUUGGGUUCUUUGGAGCAGCUUUUGGGAGUGUAGGAGGUGUUGGUGGCGGUGGGAUCUUCGUUCCCAUGCUUACCCUGAUUAUUGGAUUUGAUGCGAAAUCAUCAACUGCAAUAUCAAAAUGUAUGAUCAUGGGUGCAGCAGGCUCAACUGUUUACUACAAUCUUAAGCUAAGACAUCCAACUCUUGAUAUGCCCAUCAUUGACUACGACUUGGCCCUACUUUUCCAGCCUAUGCUUAUGCUGGGGAUCAGCAUUGGAGUUGCUUUCAAUGUGAUUUUUGCUGACUGGAUGGUUACAGUCCUGCUCAUUGUCCUCUUCAUAGGCACUUCAACUAAGGCAUUUUUCAGAGGUGUUGACACAUGGAAAAAGGAAACCAUACUAAAAAAGGAGGCUGCUAGACGCUUGGAGUCAAAUGGUAGUGGCAAUGAAGAAGUGGAAUAUAAGCCUCUAUCCAGUGGCCCAGGCAAUGGACCUGAAAAGGCAACCAAAGAAUAUAAGGAACCAGAGGCUCCUAUUCUUAAGAAUGUCUACUGGAAGGAACUUGGUCUUCUUGUUUUUGUCUGGGUUGCAUUUCUUGUUCUGCAAAUUGUCAAGAACCAUACGACAACUUGUUCAAUAUCAUAUUGGAUCUUAAACUUGUUACAGAUCCCUGUUUCUUGUGGUGUAUCUUUAUAUGAGGCGGUUAGCUUAUAUAAUGGAAGAAGAGUUAUUGCAUCCAACGGAGAUGCAGGCACAAACUGGAAAGUGCAUCAGCUGAUCCUCUAUUGCUGUUGUGGUAUAUUGGCUGGUGUGGUUGGUGGUCUGCUUGGUCUAGGAGGAGGCUUUAUUUUGGGCCCUCUUUUCUUGGAGCUGGGCAUUCCUCCCCAGGUGUCAAGUGCCACAGCCACCUUUGCUAUGACAUUCUCUUCAUCUAUGUCUGUUGUAGAAUAUUACCUUCUGAAGCGUUUCCCAGUUCCAUAUGCUCUCUAUUUUGUUGCCGUGGCAACCAUUGCUGCCUUUAUAGGGCAACAUGUAGUGAGGAGGCUUAUCAUUGUAUUAGGGAGGGCAUCUCUCAUCAUCUUCAUCCUGUCCUUCACAAUCUUUGUCAGUGCAAUCUCACUAGGUGGAGUCGGCAUAUCAAAUAUGAUUUACAAGAUCGAGAAGCAUGAGUACAUGGGUUUUGAGAACCUCUGCAAGUAUGAAGCUUAGUCUGAUUUUUUUUUUCUUUUCACCUCUUUUUCUUGUUCUAAGUUAUGCUCAUCAGGCACAAGUUGAGCCUCAAGCUUUUGUACCAAUUUUUCAAUUGCUAGGAUGAAAACAACUAUUGCCUUUUUUCCCUUUCUUUUUCCAAUUCAUAAAUAUAUUUUUUGAUGAUUCUAUAGUUAGUAUAUUUAAGCUCAAAAAACCUUUCUCGUUAUUUAA